Talaromyces stipitatus ATCC 10500 is the source of this 2023-nucleotide messenger RNA. RefSeq names its product SUN domain protein (Uth1), putative. Gene Ontology annotation, biological process: fungal-type cell wall organization. The transcript is spliced from 3 exons. Lineage: Eukaryota; Fungi; Ascomycota; Eurotiomycetes; Eurotiales; Trichocomaceae. The record is from RefSeq and is a predicted model, not a curated record. Gene Ontology annotation, cellular component: fungal-type cell wall; cell surface. Bases 254 to 1555 code for a protein of 433 amino acids.
AGUCCUUGCGCUCUCAAUUACAUUCGUUAGGAAACUUUCUGUUUGCACAAGCGAUUUUACUCCUCGCACUCGCUUCGCCUCCUCUCGGUGAGAUCCUGGGAUUUCCUCAGACAAACGAAUAUCAAAAUCGUCGAGACGUCCAUUAUUACGCUCGUUAAGUGGUGCUUGCAUAUACAAGGCUUCUUUAUUGCGCCCGGUUUCCUUUGCCGAAUUCACGAAGGUACGCGUUGAACUAUCCACGAUCACAGUCGUCAUGAAGCUCUCUGCGACCAUUGCCAUCGCGGCUGCGGGCACGCUAGCCGCAGCCCAAGGUCACCGCCACGCCCACCAUCAUGCCCACAAGCGUGAUACAGUAGCGACCUCCACUGUCGACGAAGUCGUAACUGUCUACCAGCUUGACGGAACUCCAGUCCCCGUUGCCGAUGUUUGUCAGGGUAUCAAGAACGGCGAGUACAAGUGGGCUGACGGCAAUGCCCCUUCUGGUGCCUGCGCUACAUCUACCAGCACCAGUCCUACCGUAAAGGCUGCCGAAUUCAUCCAAACCUCGACUUCUGUGUCCACUUCCACGUCGAGCUCGUCGAUCGUGACAACCUCUGCAGUCCCGACUACUUCGGCGACUCCUACCACCAGCUCAACCUCUACCACCCCAACCACCACCCCAGCCACCAGCACUACCCCUUCUGCUACCCCAGCUCCCACCAGCGGCUCCGGCGGUGCCACUGGCGUUGAUGCCCCUUUCCCCGACGGUGAGCUUGACUGUGACACAUUCCCCUCUCAGUAUGGCGCGGUCCCUCUAGACUAUCACAACAUUGGAGGCUGGAGUGGUAUUCAGUACCCUACGUUUAACUCUCUCGCGACUCUCGUUGAGAAUAUUGUGACGGCUGUCCAGGGCCAAUCUUGCACAGAGGGUGCCUUCUGCUCUUACCAAUGCCCCGAGGGUUAUUUGAAGUCUCAAUGGCCCUCUACCCAGGGUGCUACCGGUCAGUCAGUCGGUGGUAUCAGGUGCUCUAACGGAAAGUUGGUGCGAACCAACACCAACUAUGAUACCCUCUGUAUUCCCGGCGUUCCUGCCUUGUCUGUCAAGAAUACCCUUAGUGAAAUGGUUUGCCUCUGCCGUACCGACUACCCUGGCACUGAGAGUGAAACUCUGCCUAGCUGCGUCAACCCAGGUCAAACAAUCCAGCUUGCUAACCCCGACGGAAAUUCCUACUACGAGUGGGAAGGCAAGAGCACCUCCGCUCAGUACUACAUCAACCCUGCUGGCUUUGACGAGACUCAAGCUUGCAUCUGGGGAUCGCCUGAUCCUAAUCCAAUUGGUAACUUUGCACCAAUGAACUUGGGUCUCGGCUACAAGAACGGCGUGACUUUCGCCUCAAUUUUCCCCAACAAACCCACCACUUCCGAAAUCCUCCAGUACAACGUCAGAUAUGACGGUGUUAGCACAGAGUGCGCUUGGGAUUCCAAUGCUAAGGCCUACAAAGGCGGUGCCUCAGCGGAUGGUGGCUGUACCGUUAGCAUUCCCGAGGGCAGCAGCGCUACACUUGUCUUGUACUAGACGAAUCGAAUCCUCCUUAACAACUUGACUUUGCAAAACAUACUUUGUCUAUUUGUAGAUUAUUUCGUUGCCCUUCUUUGUCUGCUCUGAUGCAAUUGUUGAGAAGACUCGUGUCUGGAUUUCUGGCUAUAUUCGCCAUUUGUCAGUGUUGGCAACUAUGUCUCAUCGUCUAGUUGUGAUUUUUCAUUUCUUGAAUUUACUUUUCCCUUCUCUUGGGGGUUUGACUAUGUCACGACAGGCCGUCGUUUUAUUUGUUUCCACUUCCAGCACCUAUUCUACAUGAUUCGGCUCGCUUUGCUGCGCAUUGAAACAACCCGUUUGUUGUCGCAGUCAUGGAAGCUUCUCAUCAGAAGCCAAGAACGGCAUAAUUUGUGUUGAUUUAUACCCUUUAUUAUUUGUUUUUGAAGGCUUUGUCUUUUUCAAGUAUAGUUUGUCGCAAUAAAAUCUUCUUUGCUAUUUUUAAAACAU